AUGUCUGGUCGUGGCAAAGGAGGCAAAGUAAAGGGAAAGUCCAAGACUCGCUCAAGUCGUGCUGGUCUCCAAUUUCCAGUGGGACGUAUUCACCGUAUGUUGCGUAAGGGAAAUUAUGCAGAACGUGUCGGAGCUGGUGCUCCAGUUUACCUUGCAGCUGUUAUGGAAUACUUGGCUGCUGAAGUCUUGGAGUUGGCUGGUAACGCCGCUCGUGACAACAAAAAGACUAGGAUCAUCCCACGUCAUCUUCAGUUGGCCAUCCGUAACGACGAGGAAUUAAACAAACUUCUUUCUGGAGUUACCAUCGCUCAAGGAGAAACUUAUAAAUUACAAGCAUUUUAA
Cotesia congregata is the source of this 342-nucleotide messenger RNA. The record is from the annotation of a GenBank genome assembly. Lineage: Eukaryota; Metazoa; Arthropoda; Insecta; Hymenoptera; Braconidae.